CUGAACAAAUUCACAUUAUUUUUGAUUUCAGAUCUUUUGAUUUCAAGUCAUCAAUAUUUGCUAGUCAUCAGCCUCCUCAAAAUGUCCGCAUUUUUCUUUUCGCGAAGAUUGGCUCUCGAGACAACACGCUGUUCACGCCGCACAUUCUCUACGACCCCGCGAUGGCAUGCAGACCCAUGGCCUCUUCCGCAUACCCCACAACACCUCUCCAACACUCAGACUCCUUCUGAUAUUCCCCCACCCACUCCUAUCCCACGUCCGGGUGAGUUAAAGGAGACCUUGCGUGCAAGACUCGUCUAUCAGAGCAGGAAACGCGGGACGUUGGAGAGUGACCUCCUACUGAGCACAUUUGCAAGAGAUAACCUGGGGUCGAUGGACGAGGUAGAGCUGAAGGAGUAUGACAAGCUACUCGACGAGCCCGAUUGGGACAUAUAUUAUUGGGCAACUGAAAGCCGUGCACCACCUGAGAGGUGGGCGAAGUCACCCGUGCUGGAGAAGCUCAAGAUACAUGCAAAGAAUGAGGGAAAGGUCGUGCGCAAGAUGCCUCCGCUGUAGACGUAGCAAUGAAUCUAUAGCUGCGUUAUCAUCAUGUCCUCGUUUUGCAUGGAGUCUGAACAGAACGCGCAAACCGUGCUGUCUGCGCCAUUGACAGAGUACGGGUAUACGAUCUAUAGGAUGGUAAUCUCGUUUAGUACUGAACAG
Messenger RNA from Suillus paluster, 702 nucleotides. RefSeq names its product DUF339-domain-containing protein. The record is from RefSeq and is a predicted model, not a curated record. The transcript has 2 exons. NCBI's taxonomy places the organism in Eukaryota, Fungi, Basidiomycota, Agaricomycetes, Boletales, Suillaceae. Gene Ontology annotation, biological process: mitochondrial respiratory chain complex II assembly; mitochondrial electron transport, succinate to ubiquinone; tricarboxylic acid cycle. The coding region runs from base 82 to 555 and encodes 157 amino acids. Gene Ontology annotation, cellular component: mitochondrion.